UACGUCUUCGAAUGAAGCACUGCGGGAUGCUGGUAUGAACCUCUUAUUGGAUAUCAGUUCCUUCAAGGUUGGAGAUAUGGCUUGCUAAUAAUAACCGACAAAUAUGAAACCUGGAUUGAGUGCGGUUUCCUAUAGAUGGCUUUAAACCAUUUGAAAUCUUCACAAAUAUACUUUAAAUUCACAUUAAUUAUUGUUUUGACCACAAUUCACCUUCUGUGCAACUUCAAGUUUGGUUUCGCACCUAUGGCUAGUUGUCUGAAUACGUCUUGUCUAACUUCCUGUUUUCACCUGUCACGUACAGCUAGUUCAUAACGUAAUAUUACUCCAUUCCUUGGAAAAGAGAAGGUAUAUUCCUUACAGUUUUAACCGUUAACCAAAUAUGUUCAUUGCAAAGAGUCAUUCAAUGCUGUUUACUAUGAACAUCAUGACAGCGAUUACUAGCCUACUAAUAGCAGGUGGUGGUGGUGCAUUUAUGUUAUCAGAAGAAAUGAAUUUAUUACUUUUGCGUAAAACAAUAAAAAUAUUACACGAACAUGUUAAUCCAAGGUAUCCAAAUUAUGGUAACGGUGUAGGAAAGUUAAUUAUGGCGCUAACAGAGAAAUUUAGUAUUGUGAUCUUCACAUUUGGUUUCGUGAAUUUUCUUGUUUGUUUAGUUGGAUUAUUUGCUGUGUGUAACCAAAAAUCGACUGUAUUAACUGUGUAUCAAAUACUCCUGGGACUUAUUCUUAUUGGACAUUUAACCCUACUGAUUGGAUAUUAUUAUAACAAGCAAAAUUUCAAGGACCAUCUGGGUAGCACAGUAUCAAGCUAUAUGAUAGACUAUAUAUCAUUAAGAAGUGGGACGUCAGCAAGCAUCCUUGCUGGAAUCAUAAUGGCUAUGUUAAAUUGUUGUGGAUUUGAUGAUUAUCGAUACUACUGGGAAACCCCAAAUUUUAAUCCUAUGGAAACUUAUGAUGAUCUAAUCUACAAGGGUUUACUAUUUCCUCUGCCUUGUUGCAAGAUGGAUGAACAUCUACAAAUAAUCAAUAAAACAUGCCCAAUAAGAUUCACAAAAGUUAACAGUAAUGUUGGAAUUGGAUGCAAUAAAGUGUUCACUGAAAAGUUUGGAUUCUACACAGAUAUGUUUGUUCUCGCUACUAUCGUCAUUUUAACUAAUAGUGUAAUCAUGAUGUGCAUCACAGUCAAGGCACUUCGGGACUUUGAGCCAAUUGAAAUAUGA
Heterobilharzia americana is the source of this 1219-nucleotide messenger RNA. The record is from the annotation of a GenBank genome assembly. Lineage: Eukaryota; Metazoa; Platyhelminthes; Trematoda; Strigeidida; Schistosomatidae.